Molecule: messenger RNA, 1333 nt
Organism: Puntigrus tetrazona (Sumatra barb)
Lineage: Eukaryota; Metazoa; Chordata; Actinopteri; Cypriniformes; Cyprinidae
Gene: mis12
Product: MIS12 kinetochore complex component
Exons: 2
Coding region: 116-763 (215 amino acids)
Biological process (GO): mitotic cell cycle; mitotic sister chromatid segregation; protein localization to kinetochore
Cellular component (GO): nucleus; chromosome, centromeric region
Source: RefSeq, a predicted model, not a curated record
UUUAUUCAUCCUUCAGUAAUUUCCCAUCCUCCGUACUCCAGGGGGCGACGUUGGCCUUCAAGCGCACCUGAACUGAGGGAGGCGCGAAGAAGCUUGAACCGCGCGCGCCGCGGAGAUGGCAGAGAGCGGAGUUUCAGUGGGAUCUGAGUCCCUCCAGCUGUAUGAAACGCAGUUCUUCGGCUUCACCCCGGAGACCUGCACCGUACGAGUUCACGACGCCUUUCGGGACUCUCUCAAUCAAAUACUGGUCGCCGUUGAAUCCGUGUUCGUGAAAAGAUUGUGUCCAGGCCGGGAUCCGCCGGCAGAGCUCCGCCUGGCAGCCCGAGAGAGCACCCAAAGGCUGCGGCAGUUCUUACAGGAGCGCUUUGAAAUCAUGUUCCAGCGCAUGAAGGGGAUGCUGAUGGACCGCGUCCUGUCCAUCCCGAGCAACGUCCUGCUGCCCGACGACCGGCCGCACCAGAAGCACCCCGGGGGCAAGGAAGACCUCGCGAGGCUGCGGGGCUCCAUCGCCGACCUGCUGCAGGCUUACGAAGCCGAGGUGUGCGCCAAGCAAGCGCUUCUCGCUGAGCUCGAGGAGCAGAAGGAAACCAGGAAACGGCUGGACGAAGUGCUGGGGUGGAUCGAGGAACUGCGACUUUCGUGGAGGCGAGAGGGAAUGGGAAGUGUCCGAGACAGCGUUCGACACGUGGUGGAGACCGUGGGCCAGCUGCAGGACGUUCUGGGGAAGAUUAACAAGCGGAGCAGAAGCCUGGAUGAAGUGUGAUGGUUCGUCAGAGACUUUCUCGGCGCAUGUGCUGUGGUGUAAUAUCACGACCCGCCCGCCAGGGGGAGGCAGCGCUCGCUCUAUAAGGCACUAUCGCAUUAACAUACAAGUACCAACAUCAACCCAGCUUCGAACUAAUGCAUUUGUAAUCAGGCGAUUUUCCUCAGGAAUUUGUAAUGCAGUCCAUCUCUCCUUCCUCAAAGUCAUUGGGUUUUCUCAUUUACGAUUCGCUGCCUUUGAUGUUCGGUACAGUGAGAUCUGCAUUAGAUUAGCCCAAAUUCCCCACAGGCCCAAACUGAUGUAUCCGACGGCCUGGCUGGCUUUACACUUUACAGAAAGUUUUUUCGUGUUGUUUAAGGAGAUAUUUUAAGGUCUUCCCUUCAAGUUCAGGGGAGGAAGAUUUUAAGUGGUGCGGGACCUCGUCACCAGCGAAGGAACGCAUUCUUCCGUACGUAACCUGGAUCUAAAUUGCUUUGAGUUGCUAAGGAUAAGUGUCAGUUGUUAAUAAAUGUAUUGAACUGAUAUACUUGUUUGUAACUGUAAAUAGCAAUAAAAAUAUUCUUGCAUUCG